UACUUAAAGCAUAUUACUGACAUGAGUGAGGAGCUCAUCGAGAGAGGCUUAAAACCCUGACCUGAAGGUUUGGGGUGUUUUUAAGACACCACAACAAGCAAUGAACAAACUUUCAGCCAAGAUCUCUCCUUCCUCUGGACCGGUACCUGUCGCACUUCACCUGCCCACACCAACAAGCGAGAAGGAUCCCCUGGAACAGACUUUAGUUCAGGACGAAUCUGAUGCCGAAAAACCAUCUAAACGCUGCUGCGCUCGAUGUCCAUUUCGAGCUGUACGACGGGUGAUGUGUGGGCUCAUUUUGGGGUCUUGUCUGGCCGUUUCCUGGGCCUGGGGAACUCAUAGCGCUAAAGAGACUCUGAUAAGACAUCCAACACCGUUCUUCAUCAUCUGGUUCUGUAGCAUCUGGAACGUCCUCUUUUUCCCAGUCUACUAUCUGUGCCAUCUUCUCACAGAGAAACAGAAGAGGUUGCCAAAAACCGAGUUCAGAAAGUGCAGUGUGUUCCUGGGUGAGGAGUUGACUGUGCGGUUUGUUCUGAAAGGAGCAGCUCCAUUCUCGCUGCUAUGGGGUUUAUCUGGAUAUCUGUACUUGCUGGCGCUCUGCCGCAUCUCCAAAGUGGACGUAAGUGCCGUCCUCUGCUGCUGCCAGGCUUUUACUUUCCUCCUUUCAUGGAUCGGACUCAAAGACCGCUUUAUGGGUGUGAGGAUAGUGGCUGUCAUCCUGUCCAUCACUGGGAUUGUUAUGUUGGCCUACGGGGACGGAUUUCAUAGUGACUCAAUCACAGGAGUGGCACUGGGAGUUGGUUCGGCCUCAACUUUAGCUUUAUUCAAGGUGCUUUUCAGAAAGUGCGUAGGGGAAGUGCAACCAGGUCCUGCCAGCGUGUUGUUGUCCUGCGUGGGUCUGUGCAGCUUUGUCCUGCACUCGUGGGUGUGUGUGUUGCUUUAUUUCACACACGUGGAAUACUGGCCUCCCUCUCAGCAUAUCCCCUGGGACAAACUAUGCGUCAUGGCUUCUCUACUGCUGGUUUUCAAUCUGCUGGUAAAUCUGGGAGAAAUGUUUACGUACCCCAGUUUAAUUUCCCUGGGAAUUCUCUUGACAAUUCCAGCAAGUGCAGCUGUGGAUGGCUUAGUGACGUUAACUCUGCAGAUCAGCCAUGUGCGAGCAGCGGCCGCCGCCAUCAUCUCAGCUGGAUAUCUGAUGCUGCAGCUUCCAGAAAACUGGGAUGAGAGCACUUUCCGCUGGCUCAGCGCACUGUGGCGUGGAAACUGGCGAGAGGACAGUAUUGUUGGAGAGGAAUCUAUGGUGGACACUGCUGGGAUUUUACGAACAAAAGCCAAACCAGCCGUAGUGACUCUCUAGCUGAGCCUUAAAAAUGCAGGAUUUUUUGGCUUCAUUAAAUCCUUGAAGAAAACAAAGACUUUUCAAUGUUCUUUGGAUUUUAACCUGUCCUUCUAAGAUAUGAAUGGUUUAUUUAGGAACUGUUCCUAGUAUGUUUUUAAUGAUUUUACCAUAUUUGAAUACUUUGUUGAAACCUACAUGAGUGCUGGUGACUUAUAAAAUAUUUAAAAAAAAAUUUUUUUUAUAAAAUCUGUAGGAAUGAAGUUUUAAUAUUAUCCAAUUUCUGAGUACUGGGUUGUGGCUGGAAGGGCAUCUGCUGCGUAAAACACACUGGAAUAGUUGACAGUUCAUUCCGCUGUGGCGACCCCUGAUAAAUAAAGGGAUUAAGCUGAAGGAAAGUGAAUGAAGGAACAUUAUCGGUUUUGAAGUCUCCAACCUUAAUCCCUCUAGUGCUGUUCAAAUUUGCAUGGACGUUUGUGCUAAUACCACAACUGUAAGAACUAAUAAAAAUGUAAUUAUUGUC
This is a messenger RNA of Danio rerio (zebrafish), 1859 nucleotides long. The record is from RefSeq and is a predicted model, not a curated record. NCBI's taxonomy places the organism in Eukaryota, Metazoa, Chordata, Actinopteri, Cypriniformes, Danionidae.